CGUCUGAACACUAUGAAAUGCAUCAUUAUUGAAUAAUCAUUCCUCAGCCAAACUGGGCAAACUCUUUUCCAAAAUAAAAAAAUAUGUAUAGAUAAAUAAUACAUACAUACAUCUAUAUAUAUAUAAGUCACAUACCACUGACGCAUAUAUAGUUCCUUUACAGUUUGAGGAAUCCAUCUUUGUCUUAAAGUUCAUACUCCUAUCAUGCUACUUUGCAAUCUAAUAUUCUCUGAAUGUAGUGACGGCACAAGGCUGGAGGUUAAGGCGUCACCUAAAAUUACCAGUAAAGAAACCAUCUUUACAGGUUGUGGUUUUGUCGAAACACCCGGAAUUUCUAUUAUUUCCCCCAUCUACCAAUUUCAGUUUAAGCGACUGGAGUUUGCGUUCAAAGUCUGCGUGCCCUAAAAAAUAGACAAAGCUCAAGGGUAGACUUUCAGACUUUCAGAUGUGUUGAGUGGAUCCACGAAUGAAGGAGUCUCAGCAUCAUUUUUUGACAAAUAUCAGAAAUUGUAAUGAGCGUUUUCAGUUGACAUAACAAAUAUUUGUGUUGGCAACGACGAAAAGGAGGCGGGAUUCGGUCUGACGUCAUUAAUGAUGCCAAAUCCGGUAAAAAUCG
Lymnaea stagnalis (great pond snail) is the source of this 616-nucleotide messenger RNA. NCBI's taxonomy places the organism in Eukaryota, Metazoa, Mollusca, Gastropoda, Lymnaeidae. The record is from the annotation of a GenBank genome assembly.